ACAUGACCCGCCCCCGCCGCCGCCGCCGCCCCCGCUCGUCGGCGGCAACGCCCGCGGCCGUGGAGGACGACGACCUACUCUCCGAGAUCCUCCUCCGCCUCCCGCCGCUCCCUUCCUCCCUCACCCGCGCCUCCGCCGUCUGCAAGCGAUGGCGCUGCCUCGCCUCGGAUCCAGCCUUCUCCCGCCGCUUCCGCAUCCACCACCGCCGCAACCCUCCACUCCUCGGCUGCUUCCAGACAGGUACCGACGGCAUAUCCUUCGAGCCUACUCUGGAGGCCCCCAAUCGUGUUCCGCCCGGGCGCCUCUCCUUGCAGUUUAACUCCUUCGUCCGAUUACUCGGGUGCCGCCAUGGCCUCGUAUUAAUCUUGGACCAGACGCAGCAGCUCCUGGUGUGGGACCCCUUCACCGGCCACCAGCAUCGUCUACGCAUUCCCAGGAAGUUCGAUCCGAGCAAAUCCUUGAUCAACGGGGCGGUGCUCCGGUCUGCUGCCGGAGACGUCCACUUCCAGGUCGUCUUGGUAGUGGCAGAUUGUGACAAUAAGUUGCUGGCCUGUGUUUACUCGACAGAGACUGGGGUGUGGGGUACACUAAUCUCAACACCAAUUCCAUCCGGGAACUCCCUUCACACCAGGGUUUGUUGGGAGCCCGCUGUGUUAGUUGGGGAUUCCCUUUACUGGAUACUCGCUAGUACUACUUUGUUAAAUCUGCUCCAGUUUGAUUUGAAGAGGAAGAGCUUAGCCGUGAUACAGCUGCCGGCAGAUAAGUCUUAUGAUGUGCUAGGACGCUUUAUAAGUCCUGAAGGGCGCUUCACUGUCACGCGGGCAGAGGGUGGUGGGCUGGGUUUGCUCUCUGUGUCAGGCUUCACCGCGCAAUUAUGGAAGAUGAAGACCAGUUUCGAUGGCGUUGCAUCAUGGGGGAUGGAAAAAACUGUCCAACUGGAGAAGCUUCUCUCCAUGGAUUCAGAGGAUUACUUAAUCAUACAAGGGUACGCCGAGGACAAUAAUUUGGCGUUCCUGUGGACCGGCAGGAGCCUCUUCACGCUCAAGCUUGAGCCAUUGCAGUGCGAGAAACUUUUCGACACCAACAAUUGGCGUCGUCAUUAUCCAUUUGAAAUUGUCUAUGCUGCAGUCUAAGUCAGUUUGGCCAUAGGAGACUUUAUACUGAACACAUGAGCGAAGGUCUUUCGGGUCAAGAGAGCUUAAUAUAAUGCAUCCAUGUGUGAGCAACAUGAGAGAGCGUUUGAACAGAUCUAGAUGCCAGGAUGAUUUGACAAAUGCAACUUGCUGGUA
Triticum aestivum (bread wheat) is the source of this 1289-nucleotide messenger RNA. RefSeq lists its product as uncharacterized. The transcript is spliced from 3 exons. Gene Ontology annotation, molecular function: protein binding. The record is from RefSeq and is a predicted model, not a curated record. Lineage: Eukaryota; Viridiplantae; Streptophyta; Magnoliopsida; Poales; Poaceae. Bases 3 to 1133 code for a protein of 376 amino acids.